AAUGAAAGGCAGCCUAUAGCUUAUUUUUUUGUGAACAAAAUGUGCCAUUCCCACUUCGACCUGUGAAAGGCAGUAAUACUUAACACCGCGUCUAGUCUGACGGAAAACCACACACAAAAAAAGUAAACAGUGAUCAAGAACAGUUUCCAGGGUAGCGUUGUUGUUUGGGGAUUUAUUAACACCCUGGAACUCAAAAUAUAACUAAUUUAACGGCACAAUAUCACACACUUACCACAUGUGGUAUUUAAAUCUCAUUGGAGACAAGACGUUGUCAAUAGACGUUAUUUAGGUAACGCUAGCUAGCUAGAUACUAACGUUAGCUAACUGUAUGGUUUUUCACACUGAAGUAGCCUCCAUCAUGGAGGUUCUAGCGAAUGCAGCCGUGGCUGAGAUCUGUAAACUCGUAGACGACGACUAUGCAGUGUUUCGUUUGGAAAUAACUCAAAGCCAGAAAGAAAACAUGACAUUGCGGAGGAAACUACAGCUACUGGAACUGAGUGUCACGGGAGCUCGGCCUCGCCAGUCGUCCCAGUAGUGUCAAGAUCCUCGACCGAUACAGAGGAAUGGCAAGAGGUGAAGGACAUCUCACUGGAGGCCAUAGGAGCUUUGUGAAUCCAGCGGGACACAAUACAUGGAGGGAUGACCAACCAAUCACUGUUGAUGAGGGGAGUGGAUCCUCAACCCAGCACGUUAUCAUGAUAGAGUCUGCAGAUGCAGAGGCUGCAGGUCCUGGAGUCAAGCAUGAGAGUUCUGAAGGAGAGGAGGACCCACGGCACAGCAAAGACAUUCAUACUGGAGCAGCUGGCGCACCCCCUGUAGCCAUGGAGGACCCCGCCACUCUCCCAGUGCAGCCCAGGACCCGACGCAGAAUCACGGAGGAAGAGGAGGGUCCAGAGGUGCUGCUGGUGAAGGAGGAGAGGUGUGAGGAAUGUCUGGGGAACCCUGAGAGGACCAUGGUCAUGGAGGACAACCAGACUACACCUCCUCCUGAACCCACAGAGGAACCAGCUGAGCAGCACAGGACCACACACAGUAUCACUGAGUCAGUAGACAUGGAGGAUGGGAAGCCUGAUCUGCUGCUAGUCAAAGAGGAGACAAUAGAGGAUGGACCAGAGAACAUUGAUCUGCUGAGUGGACUAAAGAUGGGGGAGCAAGGUGGUUGGCUGGAGGCUAACAGAGGAGACUGGGCGACGAUCUUGGAUUCCAAGACAGGUGCAGUCAAGGGCCCGGUGGACAACAUCACUGAGCAGGCCAGGACCAGAGGUGACAUAGUGGAUGUCAGUGGAAGGGACAGCGUCCUCAACUCUGGGCUGGUGAACAACACUGUUAACCGCGACCAGAAACAGACAGUCGAACACAAAACAACCACCGAUCACAGUCUCCAUGACAACAGACUGGCUGAGACCAGGGUGAGGAUUAGAUUUGGUCUGCGGGGACAGGGACAUGUCCGUAUGCGGCAGGAGAGAACAGACACAGACUCUGCUAGCGAUGCUCCGUCCUGCUCCUAUAGUUGUGAUUCAGAGAGACUGAUGGUGCCUCAGGUUAACCACCUAACAGGUGCUGCCUUCAGCCUGCCUUCUAUAGGAUCUAUCAACUGGAACAUGGACCCUGCAACAACACAGACACUCCCUGGUCUUCAUCCUCCUCACAGUCCUCUAAUGUUAAACCAGACCUCAGACAAUGCCAGUGCCUCAACACUAAAUGGCUACACAAGACCAUUGACAAAUGACAUUAGUAGUGACACUAUCAGCAGAUCUGGUGGCAAAGAGAAGCGCUUCCCGUGUUCGUUCUGUGGGAAAGUCUUCAGUUUCCCCAAACAGGUGGAGAUCCACCAGAGGAUGCACACGGGGGAGAAACCAUUCGGCUGCCACCUGUGCCGGGCCAGUUUCUCCCACUCGUCCAGCCUGAAGAGGCACCAGAGGGUCCACACAGGGGAGAAACCCUACAGCUGUCCGCAGUGUGAGAAGAGGUUCUCUCACCAGCACCAGCUGAAGAGGCACCUGAAGGUUCACACGGGAGAAAGGCCAUUCACCUGUACGCACUGCGGGAAGAGGUUCUCAGAGGGGAGAUACCUCAGGACACACCAGCAGAAAAUGCACACGGCCCAUGUAUAGAGUACAGUGAUAUGUAAUGUAAUACUAGUUUGUUUGUAGUUAAUUCUGUUGGUUUUGGAUGUCGUAGGGAACUACAUGAAGUGAACUGAGGAAAGAAUGAGUGUGAUGAGGCAGAGUAGAUGAUAUGGUGAUGGUUGGUGUGAUGGUGUCUAAAAAUGCUUCACUGAUGAAAAGUGACAACCUUGUCCUGUUGUUUGAUGCUGUUUUUUAUAAUGAGGAACUAUUAGUGCCUUAAUUCAUGUUUACCUAACUAAGUAUUGAACACAUUUAUUUUGGUUAUUGAACUACAGAAGGUAUAGUGGAUUUACAUCCGGUAACGGAAUUACAUCUUGGGUCCCUGAUCUAUAGUAUACAGAAAUGUAUAAUUAUGGCUAUGAAUGUCAUUCGCUUCAUGGUGAUGUAUCCUGAAUAGGUACACAAAGGUAGAGAAAUAUGUAAUAUCCGUAUUUUGCAUAUUUGGGUGUUAUUCUACACACUGGCUAUUAUUGUAAUGAGCUCCACCCCCAAACAAGAUCACAUUUGGUUGGUUAUGACCAGACAAAAUCUUGUUUCACAAGUUUGGACAUCACAGAAGAGGAGCGUACAGGACAGUAGAGUACAUUGUACUGUACUGUUCUCUAAUGUGCUCUACUGUACUCCACUCUACUGUACAAUACUUUACUGUUACAGGCUUUGGUUUUUCCAUUUAUAUUUUGAGGUUGGACUUUAGCACGUUGGGCGCACCGAUUGGUGUCACUUCGUUGGUCAGUAUGUGUUACACCUGUGCUGGCCCAGUGCUCCAGAUGGCUUGAGAGAUGUGGAGGGUUAACACCUUUAGUUGGCUCUCCCUAUUAGAUUUAUAAUAAAAACAAUCCUUUAUUUGAUUUUCA
Salmo salar (Atlantic salmon) is the source of this 2983-nucleotide messenger RNA. Lineage: Eukaryota; Metazoa; Chordata; Actinopteri; Salmoniformes; Salmonidae. The record is from RefSeq and is a predicted model, not a curated record.